Malaya genurostris is the source of this 387-nucleotide messenger RNA. RefSeq lists its product as uncharacterized. The transcript has 2 exons. The record is from RefSeq and is a predicted model, not a curated record. Bases 1 to 387 code for a protein of 128 amino acids. NCBI's taxonomy places the organism in Eukaryota, Metazoa, Arthropoda, Insecta, Diptera, Culicidae.
AUGAGGAUUGAGGGUGAUGGACAAGCUGUGGACCCACUCACGUUAGACGAAAUACGUAAAGCGGUUAGACAGCUUAAAAAUGGAAAGGCCGCUGGGAAGGACGGCAUCCCGGCUGAACUUCUCAAAGUCGAAAGCGAGUGGCUGUACUACACACUCCACCAAGUAAUUGGAAUGAUCUGGGAAGGAGAGGAAAUGCCUUCGGACUGGCUAGAUGGUAUCAUAUGCUCUAUCUACAAAAAGGGUCACCGACUUGAUUGUAAAAACUAUCGAGGCAUAACACUUCUCAAUACCGCCUACAAGAAUCCUUUGUCGGCGAAUACCAAUGCGGCUUUCAGAAGGACGUUCAACGACGGACCAGAUGUUCACCUUACGACAAAUUCUCGAUAA